AAUGCAUGUAUAAAGCUACUUUAUCAUUUAUAAUAAUUAUGCUAUUUAUCUCUGCUGCUGGUACUUGCAGGUUACAAUAUGCUCAUGGAACUGUUGGUGGUAUUGAUACUCUUAAAACUUAUGAGGUUCAGUUUGACGAUGGAACCCUUUGCUCUGAAAUGUUGCUCAGAGAUAUCAUAGUUAAUGAUGGAGCUCCUGAUCUUGGUAGCUGUGUUAAAGUUAAAUGGAGCAAAAGAGAAAUAUAUGACGCAAGAAUAAUUGGAUACACCACAGUACCACAAUACAGAGUUAUAUUCGACAAUGGUACCACUAAUACAGUAACGGAAGAAUUCAUUUAUUCACUUAACGAGCCUCUACCAAGAAGAGUUAAAGACAAACUCAAAGUAUGUACCACCAUCCACCAAUGCUGUGCAAGAUGAUGUAUUGACAAGAAU
Amphimedon queenslandica is the source of this 434-nucleotide messenger RNA. RefSeq names its product lysine-specific demethylase 4A-like. NCBI's taxonomy places the organism in Eukaryota, Metazoa, Porifera, Demospongiae, Haplosclerida, Niphatidae. The record is from RefSeq and is a predicted model, not a curated record. The coding region runs from base 6 to 419 and encodes 137 amino acids. The transcript is spliced from 3 exons.